Messenger RNA from Phyllopteryx taeniolatus (common seadragon), 2327 nucleotides. It is a transcript of the gene cdr2a, whose product is annotated as cerebellar degeneration-related protein 2a. NCBI's taxonomy places the organism in Eukaryota, Metazoa, Chordata, Actinopteri, Syngnathiformes, Syngnathidae. Bases 330 to 1640 code for a protein of 436 amino acids. The record is from RefSeq and is a predicted model, not a curated record. The transcript has 7 exons.
UAAUAAUAAUAACAACUUGCUGAUUGGGCCGUAUAAGUACCGGAAACGCGAAGCUGGACGUUUAAGAAUAACUUUUAAGAAUAUAUAUAUAUAUAUUUAGCACUUUUAUAAUUUCCCAUGACUUCAGAGUAUAAAACGGUAACAUAAACGAUUCAGUGCGUCGUGAUCAUGAUUAGUUUUCUAUCGGUCGCCACCUGGUGGUCGUCGUUGUGUAUUCGCGACGUGCCACGUGGCUCUCGUCAACACAAGGGGCGGACGCGGACGUGUUGCAAGUUGCGGGGAGAGAGCGAGCAGCUGAGGGCUUCUCUUCCUUUCUCCCACUCGUCCAAAUGUUAACUGAGGGGAUUCUGGAGGACGACGUGGACAAGAAUGGAGCUUCGUGGUGCGCUCAACGGGACCUCGAGCACGAUCUCCAUUUGGCCGCCAAGCUCGGCAAAACGCUUCUGGACCGCAACCGCGAGCUGGAGCAGGCGCUGCAGCAGAUGUACUCCACCAACCGGGAGAAGCUGCUCGAAAUAGAGUACCUAGCCAAGCAGGUGGAGCUCCUGCGUCACAUGAACGACCAGCACGCCAAAGUUUAUGAGCAGCUCGACCUUUCCACCAGGGAUCUGGAGCGGGGCAACAAGAGACUAGUGCAGGACGAACGCCUGGCCCAGAACAAGAUCAACAGUCUGGCCGAGUCCAUAGACGGGCUUCAAACGCACGUAGAGGGGCUGCAGAACCAGCUGGAGGCGCUCGCGGAGCGCAACAAACAAGAGCAGCGACGCGACCUCGCCGCGCAGAGCGUUUCCUGUCUGAAAGAGCUCUACGACGAGCGCCGUGACGGGUGUGGACCCGACCGUAGGCGACAAACGGAGGGAUUGCGGUCGCCGCAGAGAUCCGUCUCCGAUCGAGAUCGACGGCGAGACCCAGAAGAGGAGCACGAGACCCUUCUCCGCUCGGUCGACGCUCUCCAGGGUCAACUAGCGGCCGAGAAGACCCGUCGGGAGGCGGCGGAGCGCGACGGCGAGCUCGCGGCCGAAGACAAGCGAGACCUGGAGCGGCGGCUCGACCUGUCGGCGGGUUGCCGGGCUCGGCGGGCAGAGCUGGAGGUCCAAGUGGAGCAGCUGAGGCUCCUGUGGCGCGCCGACUGUGCCAGCAGGAAGCCAGGCCAGCUCCUCCUUCCCGACACCGUGUUCUUCACCUCCGAAAAUAAACCCCAAGAGGGUGACGGUGAGUCGGAGGAGGCAGACGAGGACCAGAAGAAGUUCCAACGCCGGCGGCAGAGACGCAACAGCGACAGCUCUGCGAACGCAUCCGACGAUCACGACAAGAUGUGCGCCAGGCGAGCGGAUGUGGUGAAGCGGAGGGGCAUCUCGCUGCUCAAUGAGGUGGAUGCGCAGUACAGCGCUCUGCAGGUGAAGUACGACGAGCUGCUCCAGAGGUGUCAGCGGCCGAACGCGGGGCUGACCCACAAGUCGGUGCAGGCGUCCCGCGGCGCUCGCCCGGGCCGCCGACUCUCCGGCUCGGCCGGAGAACUGGCCGCCCGGUCGCAGGAGCCCGAGUACAAAGUCCUCUUCAAGGAGAUCUUCACCUGCAUCCAGAAGACCAAAGAAGACCUGCACGAGAAGCGACUUGUCAGGGACGCGUCUGCCGUGUGAUCGUAUCGGUCGUGGUCCUGGAAUGUUGCGCCCUUUGUUGGUGGGUUUUGCUUUCAAACCCUCCGGGCGCUUCGGGCGUCUCCCACACGGCGCCGACUUUAUACUUAAAACGCUUUCGGCAGUCAGCACUGAUCUUUUUUUGUUGAGCGUUUUUUUUCUCCCUCAAUUACUUGAAAUAUUGACAGUAUAAAAAAAAAAAAAGGCAUUGUUUGUUUAGACCAGGGGUGGGCAACAAAUUUCCUAUCAGGGGCUAUACAUAACAUUAUGAAAAAAGAAAUAUGAUGGAAAAAGUUCAUUAUUAUAUAGUAAGAGGAUUUCUGUAAUAUUUGUUUUGGUGCUUUUUAAAACCAGUGAGGUUUUAUUUGGUUUUACGUCAAAAGUAUUUCAAUGUGUAGUGCUAAUCCGCAAGUUUUCCGCCCACGCGUAACACGCGAAAGCUGUCAUGUGAGAAGAAAAGUUGGAAUGUUAUAAGAGGAUGAAAAGCUGAGUGUAAUAAUUAGCUUAUUGUAUUAUUAUUAUUAUUAUCCUUUUUUGUUUUUGUACAGUGACAUACUUUGGAAGAAGGCAACAUGAGCGCUUUGCACUUUUAUUUAUUUUGGACUAAUUUUAUUUAUGUUUUUGUUGCUUAUUAGUAGCGUUGAUUGAAUUGAAAUGCUCUGAUGUAAAUUAAAAGAAAGUGCGCCGGUC